Messenger RNA from Mya arenaria, 660 nucleotides. RefSeq lists its product as uncharacterized. NCBI's taxonomy places the organism in Eukaryota, Metazoa, Mollusca, Bivalvia, Myida, Myidae. The record is from RefSeq and is a predicted model, not a curated record. Bases 1 to 660 code for a protein of 219 amino acids. Gene Ontology annotation, molecular function: hydrolase activity, acting on ester bonds. The transcript has 2 exons.
AUGCCAGACACUCUGGAAGUUACUCUAACUGAAGGAAAAAGAACAGUGCAUUCUACAAACACAGACGACGCUGCAGUCCAACUUUCUACUCGUUCGUCUACAGUACAACCAAUUUCUAUAAACAUUUCAACGGCACCUGUUCAACAAGUCAGUUCAGUGCCAACAAAUUCUGAAGCCAUGGACAACAAUUUUUCUGUUCAACAAGAGAUUCCAGUGCCAACCAAACCUAAAGCCAUGGAUAGUCAUUUUCAUUUAGACCGCUCACUGUUCAAACUAAAUUUAAACAAGUUCAGCUCUACCCAAGAUUUGAUUAAUAUGUCUGUGGGUUCAAUUCCAAGAAAUGAAGUGGAAGUAGUAGGUGGAAUAGCCAAUUUUUGCGAUCCCAAACACUUUUUGGGAGAUUAUACACAUCUUGGGCAUGGUUUUUCAGCCUCUGUAGGAAUACAUCCACGGAACGUUUCAUCCAUUGACAGUUUACCGUCAAUUCUUUGUAAGUUAGAUCAACAAUUAAAACUUGCCAAUGUUGUGGCUUUGGGUGAAGUAGGAUUGGAUCAUACGGAACCAGAGGAGAAGUGGGAGAACCAAGAGAAGAUUCUAAUAGAAGCUGAUGUAGGGAACCAGCUAGCAGGAAACAGACAGACUUUGACUGACCACGACUGA